AUGGUUGAAGCUGCGGCGGGCGAGGUGGAGCUGUCGGCGCGCGAAGCUUGGACGCCGCAGCUUUUCGCGACAACGCCCGAGCAGCUGACGGCUGCGACAACAACAUCAACAUACUGCGUCCCCUCACGCCCGCACCCAGUUGCCCAGCUCCCUCAGGUCUCGCCGACUCCCUCGCCGCAGCAGAUCCCGACCACCUCCGUCUGUGACGCGUUCUGGGCAUUUGGAGCAGCAAAAAUGUCGUUUGGAACAGGAUUGGGAAAGUCGGGCGGCUUGAGCAUCAACACUGGCGGUGGCUCUUCGUUGUUCGGCAGUUCAACGAGCGCCAGCCAGCCCCAGAGCAGCGGCGGUCUCUUUGGCAGCACCACUUCGACUUCGCAACCCCAGAGCGGCGGCCUUUUCGGCGCAUCGACAAACAAUGCCACGCCGACAGCUCAAGGCAGCAGUCUCUUCGGAGGCGCCCUUAACAAGCCCGCCACGCCGGCAUCCACCACCACGGGCGGUCUCUUUGGCGGAGGCGCUGCAGCAGGAUCGACACCCGCCGCGCAACCUCAGACGGGCUCUUCUUUGUUCGGCGGCGCGUUAGGGCAGUCCCAGCAACAAGGCCAGCAGCAACAGCAGCAGCCGCAGCAGCCGCAGCAGAGCGGAGGUCUUUUCGGCAACACUGCCCAGCCAACGCAAACGGCUACGCCGUCUUUAUUUGGAAGCAGCACCGCGCAGACCCAAAACAAACCCUCUCUUUUCGGAAACACUACAGUUGCUACACAACCCCAGCAACCUCAGCAACCUUCUCUCUUCGGCGGCUCCGCUAUGAACAACACUCAACAGCCGGCUAGCGGCGGCCUGUUUGGCUCUACUCAGAGCGCCAACGCCGGCGCACAAGCAACCGUUCCGGGCGUCCGCAUCGACAUCAGCAACAUCCGUGGAUCUACGCGUUUCUCAGACCUUCACGAGGACCUGCAAAAGCAGAUCGAACAUAUGGACACGCUCAUCCAGCAACAGAUCUCGCACCACGACCAGUGCCAGGCUUUUAUUGACGGCCGCCUGAAGGAGAACAUUUCAUAUCUCCCCAACGACGUCGAGUUCGUCAACAGCAAGUGCGAAGCUGUCGAGACCGCCCUGGACAACGAUUCGCAGGCCAUCGCUCAGCUCAAGCAGACGAUCAAGAAGGACGUCGAGAACGCGCGCAUCAGCUUCCGCGUGCUUGAAAACCUUAAGCUGCCCACCCAGUUCCAUUACGGCGGCUCUAUGUGGACGGCGGCUCCCGCUCCUGCCAAGUCUGCUGCGCCGGACGAUGAGUCCGCUGAUGAUGGCAACACCGACCUUGUGUCUUUCUUCGACAGCCAGACCGACGAGAUGGGCGACACGCUUAAGCAGCAGGCCCGCCUGCUCACCGAGAUUGAGCAGCACCUGCGCACCGUCGAGGCGAACACGAUGCAGCAAGCCCAGGAACUCAUGGCGCGCCGCGGCGCCGGUACUGCCGAGGAGCACCACGAGAACAGGCUCAGGGAGCUAGCUCUUCUGUUCCAGGAGAUCCAGAAGGCAAUUCUCAAUGAGGCGCAGAAGGUUGGAGACUGCAGGGAGAAGGUCAUCGAGGCGACUGUUGGUUCUACGGGAAUGGGGAGGUGA
Messenger RNA from Lasiodiplodia theobromae, 1626 nucleotides. Its product is annotated as Nucleoporin nup49 protein. Gene Ontology annotation, cellular component: nuclear pore. The coding region runs from base 1 to 1626 and encodes 541 amino acids. The record is from RefSeq and is a predicted model, not a curated record. Gene Ontology annotation, molecular function: structural constituent of nuclear pore. NCBI's taxonomy places the organism in Eukaryota, Fungi, Ascomycota, Dothideomycetes, Botryosphaeriales, Botryosphaeriaceae. The transcript has 3 exons. Gene Ontology annotation, biological process: nucleocytoplasmic transport.